Acanthosepion pharaonis is the source of this 936-nucleotide messenger RNA. NCBI's taxonomy places the organism in Eukaryota, Metazoa, Mollusca, Cephalopoda, Sepiida, Sepiidae. The record is from the annotation of a GenBank genome assembly.
AUGCCUCUGGGCCGAAAACUUUUAAAGCAACCUGUAUUUCCAAUUUCCGAAGGACGAUUCGCCUAUGAUCUGGGCUGGAGCUCGGGUAUCUACAGAGGAUUUCACAACGUUCAGCACAAUGGAAGAGUGUUUGGGUUCGAUUCUUUGAUUUGGCUCUUUCCUGACAAUAUGGUUGCCAUCUUUAGCAGUGUUAACGGACCAAUGAACAAACAGUCAAGAAACGCCCUCCGCGUCAUACACCACUUCGCCGCCGACCUCUUGCUCGGUCAAGAAGUCUGGCUAAACAAGUCCAGUUCUUGCACUUUUCCGGACCCAUGGCUAAGCAAUUACAACGAGAAAAAAUACAAGUUAAAGGCUAAGAAAAAAAUAACUCUCCUUCCCAAAAACCUGAACUCUAACGGAGAGAAGAGGAUCCACAACUGGUGGGAAUCCGUGCGGCACACGAAAAGGCACCCGCUUCCGAACGUACUGAAACGACAACGACCUCUAGCGGAUUACGUUGGCGCCUACGGCCAUCCAGCUUUCGGUAACAUAACGAUUCUCUUGAACGAGUCUACCAAGCAAUUGUAUAUGACUCACGGGAGGUUUGGACGAGCUGUUCUCAAACCGACGGAUGAGAUCAAUCAUUUUAAUAUGAAAUUCGAAGGACUGUUACAGUAUAUUAGCGAAGCGGACGGCUGGGGUUUCUCCUACCCUAUUGUGUUUAACGUUGAUGGAAACAGGAUUGUCUCCCUUUAUGCACAUUUUAUUGAGAAGACGGUUCCGCCAUUAUUUAAGAGAGGGGUAACGUGGCAAGAGAUUUCCGACUUUCGUCCUUUUCCAAGUUCCAGAUAUUCAUGUCAGAACGGGCAGCCAAUUCUGAGAAGCGAACUGUUGCAAGUUUUCGGCCUAUCUUUUCUAUCUACACUUGAGGUUAUUUUUAUAAGAUAUGCGUAA